This is a messenger RNA of Hyposmocoma kahamanoa, 545 nucleotides long. Its product is annotated as zinc finger HIT domain-containing protein 1. Gene Ontology annotation, cellular component: Swr1 complex. The record is from RefSeq and is a predicted model, not a curated record. NCBI's taxonomy places the organism in Eukaryota, Metazoa, Arthropoda, Insecta, Lepidoptera, Cosmopterigidae. The transcript has 2 exons. Gene Ontology annotation, biological process: chromatin remodeling. Gene Ontology annotation, molecular function: nucleosome binding. Bases 28 to 489 code for a protein of 153 amino acids.
CUUGUACUGAGGACAUAUCAAGUUAAAAUGGCGACUAGAGAAUCCGGAAGAGUGAAAGAAGCAGAGAAGAGAAGAGUUCUAGAUGAUGCUGCGAGGAAACGACGGGCCCGAAAGGCCGUAGAAGCAUUGGAACAGGACAAUUUCCAUGAUGAUCCCCAUGCAGACCUGGUUAUGUCCAAAAAAAUUCCCAAAUUUGCAGAUUCCAAUGAAAAGCAAACUAGAAAGAAAAAGUCUAAGAGUGCUGAGUAUUAUAAGAUGAGGUUUAGGAAAACAUUUGCCCAACUGGUUGAAGAGGAUGCCAGUUUCAGACCAGAUCCACCUAAUUAUUUGUCAGCACAGGCAUCACCAUCUAAGUUUCCGGACCGUCAUUUCUGUGCUGUAUGUGGCUUUACAUCCAAUUACACCUGCAUACCAUGUGGAGCGCGAUACUGCAGUGUCAAGUGCUUGGGAACACAUUUGGACACUAGAUGUUUAAAAUGGACAGCCUAAAUAUUAUUAAUACGUGGUGUUUCAAUGUUAACCUUACCAAUAAAAUAUGUGCCUGA